Eubalaena glacialis (North Atlantic right whale) is the source of this 500-nucleotide messenger RNA. Its product is annotated as cytochrome c oxidase subunit 6A2, mitochondrial. Bases 206 to 460 code for a protein of 84 amino acids. The transcript has 3 exons. The record is from RefSeq and is a predicted model, not a curated record. Gene Ontology annotation, molecular function: enzyme regulator activity. Gene Ontology annotation, biological process: mitochondrial electron transport, cytochrome c to oxygen. NCBI's taxonomy places the organism in Eukaryota, Metazoa, Chordata, Mammalia, Artiodactyla, Balaenidae. Gene Ontology annotation, cellular component: mitochondrial inner membrane.
CUGCCAGCCGUGGUGGCUUGGCGGCCUCCCUCGCAGCGGAGCCAGGCGCCGCCGCUGCCGGCUUCUUUCCGCCUUCCCUCGGGGGUCAGCCUUUUCGGGAUUGGGCCCUCUGCCACGCCGCGGAUGGCCUUCCCGGAGCUGGGGUCUGGCCCUCUCCGGAGAGUGGGGGCGACCGGCCCCGUCUCGGCUGCACUCCGGGUGUGUCAUGCAGGAGACACGCAGGUGCGGGGUCUCAGUGGCCCGCACCUGGCGCCUCCUGACCUUCGCGCUGGCGCUCCCGAGCGUGGCCCUCUGCACCCUCAACUCCUGGCUCCACUCGGGCCACCACGAGCGCCCAGAGUUCAUCCCCUACCAUCACCUCCGGAUCCGCACCAAGCCCUUCUCCUGGGGAGACGGCAACCACACUCUUUUCCACAAUCCCCGGGUCAACCCUCUGCCCACGGGCUACGAAAAACCUUGAGGCCUUGGCCGAUGCCCCCAGACACAAUAAAAGUGUGGAA